GCGGAGAGAGACACAUGUUCAUGUGCGUCUUUAUCACCAGACCAGAUAGCAACGAAGGCAGUAACAACAUCUAACAGCAAUGCUGUAAACCAACAACCGAAUACACCACACCCACAGGUAAUCACCCGUCCACUGCAAAACCAAUUCAACAAUUUACCAUCUACAUGUCAGAAUACGAGUGUAGCACAAACAUCUGCAACCCGUCCACUGCAAAACCAAAUCAGCAAUUUACCAUCCACAUGUCAGAAUACGAGUGUAGCACAAACAUCUGCAACCCGUCCACUGCCAAACCAAAUCAACAAUUUCCCAUCUACAAGUCAAAAUACGAGUGUACCACAAACAUCUGCAAUCCAUCUAUUGCAAAACCAAUUCAGCAAUUUCCCAUAUACAAGUCAAAAUACGAGUGUAGCACAAACAUCUGGAAUCCGUCCACUGCAAAACCAAUUCAACAAUUUCCCAUAUACAAGUCAAAAUACGAGUGUAGCACAAAUAUCUGCAAUCAGUUUAUUGCAAAACCAAUUCAGCAAUUUCCCAUCUACAUAUAUACGGGAUUUCAACCCAACCUUGGUUGCUAGUGAAGCGGCGUUAAGCAACCCUCCAGCAGCACCUACUAGACCGUUUGUAAUUACCCUCUUGCAGAAAUGCCACAGUAAGGUUAGUGUUUGCUAUAGUUGCCGACAAAACCUGAAGCCAGACGAUCAGAUUCCUCCUCCUCCAGCUGACUUGGUUGUCGUAACCAAAACGCGCCGAGAGUAUCACGAUCCACAUGAUGGAACACCACAAGUUGGAAAAGACCCAAAGAAUGUUUACUAUCACUGUCAUCCAGACUGCAUAAAAAAGAAGCAAGUAUAUUUUUCUCCCCAUCUUGCUCAAACCGAUCCUGGUGUUAAAGCCUUCCUUACAGCUAUUCAUGUUGAAUACAUUCAUCAAAACUUUGGGAUGAAUGCGUUAUAA
This is a messenger RNA of Paramuricea clavata, 954 nucleotides long. Lineage: Eukaryota; Metazoa; Cnidaria; Anthozoa; Malacalcyonacea; Plexauridae. The record is from the annotation of a GenBank genome assembly.